AUGUCGGGCCUGGUUAUCGAUGGACAACGCGAGUCUGGACAGGAUGUGCGCACCGGAAACGUGACGGCCUGUGUAGCGGUUUCAAACAUCGUCAAGAGCUCGCUCGGUCCAGUCGGCCUGGACAAGAUGCUCGUCGAUGAAGUUGGCGAUGUGACCGUCACAAACGACGGUGCCACCAUUCUUCGCCUUUUGGAAGUGGAGCAUCCUGCCGCGAAGGUGCUCACCGAACUUGCUGCACAGCAGGAUGAGGAAGUUGGAGACGGCACUACUUCCGUCGUCAUUCUCGCCGCAGAACUUUUGCGUCGCGGGAACGAGCUCGUUAGAUCUAGAAUUCAUCCCACCAAUAUUGUCGCGGGGUAUCGAUGGGCGAUGAGGGAGGGAUGCAAGUAUCUGAAGGACAACCUUGCCACGCCCGUCGAUAAGCUUGGGAAGGAGUGUCUUGUAAACGCCGCCAAGACCAGCUUGUCAAGCAAGAUUUUGGGCAGCGCGGAGAGCGAAAUGUUUGCGAACAUGGCUGUUGACGCAGUUCUGGCAGUCAAGACACCGACUACGGGAGGGAAGUACAAGUACCCCAUUGACGCCAUUCAUGUCCUCAAGGCACAGGGAAAGAGCGCCCGGGAAAGCGAACUGCUCCCGGGCUAUGCCCUGAACAAAGCUCGUUCGAGUCAACUUAUGCCGCAACGCAUUGCCCCAGCAAGGAUUGCCUGUUUGGACAUUGAUUUGCGUCGUGCCAAGAUGAAGAUGGGCGUUUCUAUCCUCAUUGAGGAUCCGGAGGAGCUGAACAAGGCGCAGGAGAAGGAGCUCGACAUUACGCGCGACCGAAUCAACGCCGUUCUGAAGGCGGGUGCGAACGUCAUCCUCACGACGAAGGGAAUUGAUGACGCCGCUUUGAAGUACUUUGUGGAGGCUGGCGCGAUCGCUGUCCGGAGAGUUUCAGAACGCGAUAUCAACCGAAUUGCAAAAGCUACAGGCGCUACCGUAGAGGUGGCUAUGGCGGAUCUCAGCGGCGAAGAAACAUUUGAUCCUUCGCUUCUGGGUUCCGCAGAGGAGAUUUAUGAAGAGCGCAUCCGCGACGAUAACGUACUCAUAUUGAAGAAAUGCAAAUCCACUGCGGCUUGCUCAGUGCUCCUCAGAGGACCCAAUGAAUACAUGUGCGAUGAAAUGUCUCGUUCUUUCCAUGACGCAGUAUGUGUCGUUAAGAGAACACUUGAGUCUAACUACGUCGUGGCAGGAGGUGGUGCUGUGGAGGCUGCAUUGUCAAUUCAUCUGGAAAACUUUGCCAAAAUGCUUGGCUCCCGUGAACAACUUGCGAUCGCUCAAUUUGCCGAGGCGCUGCUCGUGAUUCCGAAGACAUUGGCCAUCAACGCCGCUAAGGACUCUACCGAUCUCGUCGCAAAACUGAAGGCUGUUCAUCAUGCCGCUCAAAACGAUGACUCAAAAGCAAAUUUUUCAACUUUCGGCCUUGACCUUCAAGCCGGGACGUUACGUGAUAAUUUGGCAAAAGGAGUUAUUGAACCUGCAAUGAGCAAGAAGAAGAUCAUUCAAUUUGCAACCGAGGCAGCCCUAACCAUUAUUCGCAUUGAUGACCUUAUCACGAUUCGUAAGAAUGAGAACGACGGAUCUAGUCCCUACUAAUUUUUACCUCGGGUUUUCCGUAGAUAUUUGUAAACGACUGCCAAGGGCAUAAAGGUGAAUUGCUCUUGUCAAGCGUCCGCGGGAUACUACCUAGAUGAGAACGCCACGCUGAGAAGACGGCUUGCAAGUGUGCAUCUCUCAACAGCAGCCAGAUGAGUCUCACUUUAUAUGCAAAAAAAAAAAAACGGUUCUCACGCAAUAUAUCCAGUGAAGAUCAUUUUGU
Molecule: messenger RNA, 1858 nt
Organism: Chondrus crispus (carragheen)
Lineage: Eukaryota; Rhodophyta; Florideophyceae; Gigartinales; Gigartinaceae
Exons: 2
Coding region: 1-1635 (544 amino acids)
Biological process (GO): protein folding
Cellular component (GO): chaperonin-containing T-complex
Molecular function (GO): ATP-dependent protein folding chaperone; ATP hydrolysis activity; ATP binding
Source: RefSeq, a predicted model, not a curated record